AUGACAUCCAACCUGUUGCCUCACGCCUUCUUAUGGGCCGCCCUACCAGCCCAGCUGCUCGUCAGUGCUCUGCCUGCACACCAUAACAGCAACGGCGCAAUCACAAACCAUACGUUCCAUGGCAACACUACCGAUGUGGACGUCGUGGCCGCUGAACUUGAUCCUUUGCUUGAACUGCUUGACAAUCAUCGUGGCGAUGAUGAACUCUUCAAGCGAGCCGACGAAGAGUCUUCCAGCAACAUCCCGGAGACUGGCAGACCCGAUGAAUCUACAAGCUACUACGUCACGGGAACCGGAGACUUAUCACAAACGCCGUCGAACGGCGGUGAACAGUUCAACGCUGUCAAUGUUGACACGUCCAUUGCAAGGGGUAACGCCAUGCUAUCACUACUCCGUGACGACCCAAUCACUCCCCAUGAGCUUCGACACAGCCGAUUCAAUAACUUUGCCGAUCUUGAGAGGCAUGGCUGGUCUUGGAAUGACCGUCCCGCGCAUCAAGAGGAUGGGAAGCUGCAGAGUGCCAUGGCGAAGCUCAACAUUGGUGCGUUCUACGGUAUCGAUGAUGUCGAGGCGAAGCAUAACACACAGACCAUGAUUGCGGAGAUGGAAUAUGCGGCUACGGGAGCUGUGUACCGCAACUACUACGACUUUCGCAAACAUGCCAUAGUGAGCACUAUCUACAACAGCCCGGACAGCGCAAGCGGAUUUGGCAAACAGUACCAAAAUCUGCUACCACCACUCCAGGAUUGGUCUGAUGUGACCUUCCUGACUCUGCAGCGUUUCAGUCAGGGACCAUACCCCACCGCCCUGAACUCGGUGAACGAAAUCGUCUUUGCUGGAGUCUCUGAUGCCCCCACCAUCAGCGUCCUGGACUUCGUGCUCGAAGAGAUCGAAAAAGGCUGGAGGAGCCGAGAAGCGAUUGCAUACCCCGGGGCAAAGUUCCGCGCGGGAUCCGCUGACGAGGUGGAGCGAGACUCAUUCGUGGCUAUACUUGGCACGCCUGUUGGUAUGAGCGUUGCGAAGCUACUUGGACAACACCGAGACCGGUCUGGGUUGUUUCGAAUCACGAGCAUUGAUGUCUUUUGCAAUGGUUGUGAUCCGGCGUGUCCGGAUCCUUAUGUUGUCUUUCACCUUCAGGAUACGCCGGAGACUGGGGCUGGUAGGACUGUGGUCAGAAGAAGUGGCGCUGUCAGAUCCGGAGGAGUAGAUGAUGCAAACGUCACCGAUGAGUUUCUUGACAGCCAACGUGGAGACAACAAAGUGGCCAAGCGACGCGAAGUCCCUUCAUGGGAGUCUCCCGGACAUCCAGAUCCUCAUUACGCUGUGUCGAUACACAACGCGUUCGACCGCGGCAACGAUCGCUCAAGGACCGAGAGUUUCAGUAGCAAUGGCUCCUCCGGAGUCUCUUCUGAUGAUGAUUAUGAUAAUGUGUCAAGGACCGAUGCCUCACACGGUCUCUCCGAUGAUGCACAAGCCGAUCUUCCACCCGACAAGGCGGCACAAGAGCAAAGCAGGUGGACGGACAGCAACGAUCUCGCUAAAUACGGAUGGGUAGUGUUCGAAGCUCCGCAAGACGAGGUCGAGGAGGACUUCGCCUGGGAAGGCAUGGGGGAGAUAGAGACUGAUUUCGAAAAGCCCAAACUAGAAGGCUACAUCUCCGAACACCAGCACGAGGUCGAGGUCGACGGCGUAAAAUACCCUUACACAUUUGGCCUCUACAACAACUACUACAACCUCAACCGCGGCGUCAUUAUUAUGGUUCAGGCCGAAACGCCCCAAGAAACCGGGCCCGACCUCGAGCCUCCGGUCAAUGGCCCGUAUCCACCCCUUUCGGACUGGUCCGAUCUCACGUAUCUGACCUUCCAAAUAAUCACACGACCGAACCCAAACAGCCGCAAGAACCUCAGAGUUCUGGUCUUUGCUCUCAUCUCCGACGACUCGUUCCACGCAGUCUUCGAGCAGAUCAUGUGUGCCUCUGACAUGGAUUCCGAUGGAAACUCCUGGGACGACAGGCUGGGUUUCGAAUAUGGCUCAGUCGAACAUACGGCUCUUAUGGGCACGCCGCCUGGCAUUGCUGCGGCAAACUUUCUCGGUCAGCACAAACAGCAGCUAGGGUGGCUAGGCGUUGCAAGAGUCGAGGUCUUUCGCGAUGCAGCUUCAGGACCGGACGAUGAACCACAGGGUUAUAUGGUUAUGCAUCUGGAGCAUGGGUCUAAGCUCCAGCCGGGCAAAGGUAGCAUCCUUGGGGAGGAUCUGGCUGAAGAACCAGAGUCAACCGGGUCCUCUCAUGAUACGGCGAUGCAAAUUCGAAGCUCAAGCUCAGAAGAGGAACCGAGUUUGGAGGGAUGGGCUUUCCAGCAGGGCGCACGACAAGAGCUCGCGGGCCGUGAUGUUGAUGGCACAGCACCAGCGACUACAUUCAACGAAGCGAUCUACUUAAAGUGGGGCUGGACCAUGACUGACCAGGAGUGUGAUGUCGCCGAUCCGGACGAUGCCAUUCAAUCCAUAGUGGAUAGGUACCCAGAGCACGGAAAGCUCCAAUCGCAGACCUGGACGCACACCAACGACGUUGAGGUAGAAGGUGUCGAAUACAAAGCCACCAACGGCGAGUAUGACAACUCGUACAGUCCCGGCGUCAUCAUCACGAACGACAACAUGAGUCCUCAUGAAAUGGCACCCAAACAACGACCACCGGUAACAGGUCCACUACCAAAGCUGCAACACUGGUCACAGGUCGCUGCCAUUUUGUAUAUGGACUUCUUCCGCACGACAGAACUACAAGCAGUGGUGCGUAGGGUCAUUACGGAGGAACGAAGCAGAGCUGUCAUCAAGCAGAUCGUCCAAACUUCCUCCGCAAAGAUCGAAACGCAGAAGGUGAGAUUACCAGGCCAACUGUCGUUCUUGCCGGGGCAGGAACCAUACUACGCUUUACUGGGUAUUCCCCAUGGCAAGAGUGUUGCCUACCUCCUCGCGCAGCAGCGCGACAUUCUCGGCGAUAAGUGCGUCAAGGAGAUUCACUUGUGGUGGCGACUCACUUCUCCCUAUCUGUGGUAUGAAAUAGGCCAGGCACCUUGUGGAGCGGCGCUCGCUGGGUCGAGCAAGCAGACUUCAUCGUCGAAGCAUACACCGAAGGUACCAGACCAACCUGAUCUCAGCCUUGCGAAGCCGCAGCUCACUGCUGAAAAUGCGAUCGGGAGCUUUACACAGCCUCAGAGGCCUAGCUUGGUUCGUCAUGGAUAUGCAAAGCGAGCUGACAAUGGACAAAGCACCAACGAAGAAGACGCUAUCCUGUCAAGAUUCCGACAGGCAGGUGAAGCGUAUAGCUACGAGCUUAACAGUGUGCAUUACCACUUCUCGCAGCCAUCGCGAUUUAGAGCGGGCCAGCUGGAAGCUGCCACUGCGCGGUCAGGUUGGUGCUUUCAAGGCGAACCUCAAUCGACGCCAUUCUGUAACCCGCCGCUGGGUCCAGCUCUCGCCAUGAUGGACAUACAGAAUGGCGGGCCAUUAGCAAUACGGACGUGGCAAUUUGACCCCGACCCUGAUGAUGGAGACGCCCAGGUAGCUGUCGUUUCCGGACUCUACGCGAGAGGGCUCGUCGUCGCUGUUGAGACCGUGAGUCCUUCAAACGUAAUGAGGGACGGCGCUCGGCCCCCUGAGCUACAAUUCUGGUCCGAUAUCGCUUUCAUUCAAUAUACACAGCUUUAUCCGCAGAACCGCUUGAAGAACGUCGUUCGUAUGGCAGUCGUUGAGGAUGAUACGGCCCUCGUCGUUGAAGCUAUCCGACAAUCCAGACGACUUAGCGACGACCGCUCCAAUGCCAUGAACUACCCUCAGACACCGAACGCAAUCGUGCUGUAUUGGGGCCAGCGGGACUCCAAUGCUACACUCGGGACAGCUGGUGGUAAGGGAGUUGCGAAUAUGCUGCUGCAACACAGGGAUGAUCUUGGACAUCGUUGUGUUCAGGAGAUUAGGAUAUGGUAUGGUCCUGAUAAGGACUCUUCACAUAUCUGGUUCCGCAUCAAGAGUGCGCCAUGUGGACCUUCUCCUCAAGAAUCACGACGUUCGAAGCGGUCUGAGGGUGUAACGCUUAGUGAUAUUGAGAGUGCGGGUGCGAGUGACGCUGCACCUCCAACAGUAAACGACGAACAGAAAGCACUAGACACAUUAAGCGCCAAAGGAGGGGGAUGGGCUCUCGAUCUCGACGAUACCAACCCAGACCUUUGGUGUAACGCCGUGUUCAAGGCGGCCUCCAACUUCGUACCUUCCGGCCGAGCCUUGAAUUUCAUCUACAAGCAACAACAAGAACACAUCGCGGUGCGAAAGAUUACGUGGAAACAUGACAGACAAGUCACGUCUUCUACAGGGCCCCUUCAACCGACGAUGGCAGAGUACUCCAAUGCUUACCUCCCCGGUACGAUUAUCGGCCUGAGUAAUGAGAGCCCGAAACAACGAGGUAUCUCUAGUGGAAUCGACUUGAACAAUGCGGAUAAUAUUCCAGCACUACAGUUCUGGUCUGACAUCACUUUCUUGCAGUAUAUGUCAAUGUUCCCAAUGCGACCUUUGCAAGCUAUCAUCCAACAAAACGUGUACAAUCUCGAAACGAAGGAGGCGGUCGAUGCGAUUCGGCAUAUCGACUACAACCUUAGGGACGAACCCAUUCUGACAGAUUACCCACAGUUUCCGGGCCUUCAGCUUGACUAUGGAUCGAAGGCUUUCUUUGCUCUGCUAGCUGUACCAGUUGGAAGAAGUAUCGCUCUCAUGCUAAGCACGCAUCGGGAUGAACUUCGGCCGCUAUGUGUUUGGGAGAUCAGGGUGUGGUGGGAUACUGGCAUGGAGAAUACAACGAUCUGGUACAGGAUCAAAGUGACGCCUUGUGGGCCACCUCGUGGUCCAGCAGGGCCUGCCAAGCGAAGUAACAACGACUUGCAGUCUGACCCCGGAAGACUUGGAAAGCGCGUCGAUCCUGCUUACAUCAGUGCGCCAUCGACCCCCGAGGACGACAUGAAGCUUCUGACCACACUGAGUAAGGCUGGUGGUGCAUGGGCUGUGGCGCUUGACAGUAAUGAUCCGAAGUACUGGGAGCAUGGCGUCUACCAGUAUGGUCAACUGCAAGAGAAGACAGCUAAAUGGGGUUGGACACUGGAGAGCAGUAUGCAAAGUUCCGCUGCUGCUAUGCUUCCCGCAACAGUUCCAGUAUUCAAGGACAUCUAUGGCAAAGAUCUAUCCAAGAUAUCGAUGUGGGCAUAUCUGGAGUCCUGGGGCCAAGCAUGGCAGAAAAUAGUCGCCCAGAAUAUCAAAAGCCCCGCGAGCAGUGGUCCGAAGCAGAACCCACCAAAUCACGGACCAUACCCUCCUCUCGAACACUGGUCCGAUCUCACGUUUCUACAAUACUCCGACCUCUUCUGCAACGACCCUCUACAAAAUGUCAUCCAGCUCGAAGUCUACAAUAAACAGGCCAAACAAGUCGUCAACGCCAUCAGGCACACUAUCUUCGACCUCAACGAUGACACAACUAACCCCGCCAACUAUCCGGCCUUCCCAGGCCUUACAAUCGUUUUCAACACCAAAGCAUAUAACGCCCUCCUGGCGAUCCCGAACGGCAAGGGCAUAGCCCAGCUUUUGAGUCAGAACAGAGCGACUUUGGGCCAUAAGUGCGUCGAAGAGAUUCGAUUUUGGUAUGAUUUCGACAUCACGCACGAUACACCGACGAUGUGGUACAAGGUGAAGGAUGCGCCUUGUGGCUCUCCUGGGGCGGAGCUGGCUAACGACCCGGAGAAACUUGCGCAAGCGACGCAGGAGGAAUUCGAGAUGGGUCUACUGGAGACAACAUGA
Molecule: messenger RNA, 5832 nt
Organism: Fulvia fulva
Lineage: Eukaryota; Fungi; Ascomycota; Dothideomycetes; Mycosphaerellales; Mycosphaerellaceae
Exons: 5
Coding region: 1-5832 (1943 amino acids)
Source: RefSeq, a predicted model, not a curated record